AUGUCCAAUCCGACUCUGAUCAACCUGCCGCCGCCGCCCUCUGACCCCGUCACGCCGUCCGAUGUGCCAUCUCGAAGCGGCACUCCCAACUCCACCACGACAUCCAUGUCCGAACUCUCCACCGUCGCCAUCAAAGACGGCCACCGCGGCCACCUCCCCCACCACGGCCACGGCGCCCAACACCAGUCCUCGGGCCUGAGCAAUCAACUCGAUGCAGAACGCGCCGACCGCAUCUCCCGUCUCGCAGGCCUUGAGCGCGUCACCACCGCCCGCAACCCCCAGACCCCGACCAACCUCACCCCUGGCGCAACCGCCCCUCCCCCACCAGGUACCACCUACUUCGACGCCUCGGGUAACCCCGCCGCCGCCCGCGAACGCAGCACCGUCGGCAGCGCUUCCGCGACGGGUAGUGUCGGCGCGCGAACCACGUGGGCCGGCAGCGAAGCAGGUGGAGAUUUUGACAAGAUGAGCGAGUCGCAAGACAUGGACAUGGACACCUCUUCGGUCGGCGGCAUGUCCGAGGAAGGCACGGCCAGCCUGGUCGGUUUCGGCGAGGGAGCACGCACACCAGCCCGACAGAGCACGAUCUCCAGUCCCGGCGUUGGAGGCAAGAGCGCGACCACGCCCAGAGACGCCCGCAUGAUCGACGGCAUGACGUACGACGAGAACGUGGUGGACACCACGAGCGAUUUGCGGCGGAGCGCGCAGAGUCCCACGGGAUCGGAACAGGCGGAGCGAAUCGUGCGGGAGAACAUGAACACGACGAGCGCGGAUCGCAUGCGCCGCGGCCAGAACUCGGCCGAUCAUCUGGGACGGUUCGGGUUUGAGAAGUAG
Messenger RNA from Zasmidium cellare ATCC 36951, 834 nucleotides. RefSeq lists its product as uncharacterized. The coding region runs from base 1 to 834 and encodes 277 amino acids. The transcript has 2 exons. The record is from RefSeq and is a predicted model, not a curated record. Lineage: Eukaryota; Fungi; Ascomycota; Dothideomycetes; Mycosphaerellales; Mycosphaerellaceae.